UUUUCUCUCACAACAGACCCUCAAUGCAUCUCCCAUAUUCAUGAUGAUGCGCAUCUCGAAUGACUCCCUCAACCUCCAAGGCCCACACUGCUCAUGAGUCGUCGUUCUAGAGGACCCACGCAACACCCGCGGGAGAGAGAUGCGAAGGCUCGCAGGGCCCACCACGGGCCUCUGUCAGAGAAGACUGGCUCUCCAGCAGCAACAACACCAGCAACAGAGAGAGGGGGGCCCAUGGCAUGCACAGAAGCGGUACUAUCUGGAAAACAGUCCGCGCGGCACCGUCGUCUCUCAGGGCAGGGGUUCCCAAAAGAAGACAUUCCCAACGUUUGAACUGCCAAAUCUGGUGCUGGAUCUUGAUGCGGAGGACAGCCCUCACGUGCGUCCCUUUGACAAGAAGAAGGAUGGCCCGCUGCAGCGUUCCCAAUGGGGCUACGAUCCCGCCGUUGACGAGGCCGAAGAGUUCUCGAGGAAGAUGACGUUGGCGAGCAAGAAAGACCUCGGAAAAUUGCACAGUGUCACGACGAGCCCCGAGAAGGCGCUGCGUAGAGUGCACAUAUCGGAUCUUGACGUGA
Messenger RNA from Cryphonectria parasitica EP155, 572 nucleotides. RefSeq lists its product as uncharacterized. The record is from RefSeq and is a predicted model, not a curated record. The annotation marks the transcript as partial. The transcript has a single exon. Lineage: Eukaryota; Fungi; Ascomycota; Sordariomycetes; Diaporthales; Cryphonectriaceae.